UACACAUUCCCAUCUUCUGCGUCUCAAUUCGUGAUUGUUGUCUGUGAAAUCAUCUGCAACCAGCCCAAAACUUUCCAUAUACAGAGCAUUUUCUGCCCCGCUAUCUCUUGUAGAGAAAAUGGAUCCUCAGACUCAAAAUGAUAUCGCCAAGCUCAGCGAUGCCGACAGAAAGGAACUGACACAAUUUCUGGAAAACGAGGCUCAGCGAUCCAAUAUUCAGCAGACGGUUCACCAUCUCGCCGAUGUCUGCUGGAAGAAAUGCAUCACUGGAAAGAUUUCUUCAGGCCGUCUGGGUCAGGGAGAGGAGGGCUGCGCACAGAACUGUGUCGAACGAUGGAUGGACACAAACUUCGCCGUCCUCAAGCACUUGGAAACUCUUCGAGGGCAAUGAUUUAACCAGCAUUAUAAUGAGGAAGUGCAUUCCACACAAGUCAUGGCAACAUGUGUUCAUUGCUAUGUAACUAUGCGAGGCAAACCCGGAUCGCCCGCGCGAAAUGGGAACUUGAGUUUUGUAUUAUAGGACAGGAAAUAUAAUGCCUCACAACCUUGUUUCGAA
Molecule: messenger RNA, 556 nt
Organism: Aspergillus novofumigatus IBT 16806
Lineage: Eukaryota; Fungi; Ascomycota; Eurotiomycetes; Eurotiales; Aspergillaceae
Product: Tim10/DDP family zinc finger protein
Exons: 2
Coding region: 119-391 (90 amino acids)
Source: RefSeq, a predicted model, not a curated record